CCCAAUCAAUCAGGUGACCGGAAAUGACUGUUCAGCAGAAACAUGGCGGAGGAGCAACAGCAAGAGAUCUCUCAAAAAGAGGCUGAUGGGCUGAAUUGUCUUGCAUAUGAUGAAGCUAUUAUUGCACAGCAAGAUAAGAUUCAGCAAGAGAUAGCGACCAGUACUUCUCUGGUGUCAGAAAGACAGGACCUGACUAUCCUUAAGCGAGAGUAUGCUGACGAUGACGCCAUUUACCAGCAGAAGAUAAAAGACUUGCAGAAGAAGUACUCAUCCAUACGCAAAACACGGCCAGAUGGGAACUGUUUCUACAGAGCCUUUGGUUUUUCACAUCUAGAGUCUUUACUUGAAGACAGCAAGGAAUUACAUAGGUUCAAGGCUAUUGCUGCCAAGAGCAAACUGGAUCUGGUGAGCCAAGGUUUCACAGAAUUCACCAUUGAAGAUUUUCAUAACACAUUCAUGGACCUGAUUGAGGCUUGUGAUAAGCAAACGUCUGUAGGUGAGCUGCUCAACUCUUUUAAUGAGCAGAGCGUGUCGGAUUAUCUUGUCGUCUAUCUGCGGCUGGUGACCUCUGGGUACCUGCAGAGAGAGGAAGACUUCUUCCAGCACUUCAUAGAGGGCGGCCGCACCGUUCGAGAGUUCUGCCAACAGGAGGUGGAGCCCAUGUCCAAAGAGAGUGACCACAUUCACAUUAUAGCUCUGGCUCAGGCUUUGAACGUGUGCAUCCAGGUGGAGUACAUGGAUCGAGGAGAGGGGGGAACAGUCAAUCACCACAUCUUCCCUGAAGACGGAGAGCCCAAGAUUUUCUUGCUCUACCGACCAGGCCACUACGACAUCUUGUACAAAUAACAGAUCUGCACGUAUUGCUGCUAAGGCCUCGUUUGUUUCUGUGCUGUGGGUUUGACUUGACUCUAAAUCUGUGAAAUGUGAACACGAGAGCCCAGCACUCAACA
Labeo rohita (rohu) is the source of this 950-nucleotide messenger RNA. RefSeq names its product OTU deubiquitinase, ubiquitin aldehyde binding 1a (gene otub1a). Gene Ontology annotation, molecular function: ubiquitin binding; cysteine-type deubiquitinase activity. Gene Ontology annotation, cellular component: nucleus. Lineage: Eukaryota; Metazoa; Chordata; Actinopteri; Cypriniformes; Cyprinidae. Gene Ontology annotation, biological process: negative regulation of double-strand break repair; protein K48-linked deubiquitination. The record is from RefSeq and is a predicted model, not a curated record. Bases 43 to 846 code for a protein of 267 amino acids. The transcript is spliced from 7 exons.